This is a messenger RNA of Cylindrotheca closterium, 876 nucleotides long. NCBI's taxonomy places the organism in Eukaryota, Bacillariophyta, Bacillariophyceae, Bacillariales, Bacillariaceae. The record is from the annotation of a GenBank genome assembly.
AUGGGAUGUUUUGGAGUCCUUGCAGAGCUCUUGUCUCUAUUACUAUGCAUUGGUGCAGUCGUCACAAAUGUCCUUCUUUUACUCUCUUGUGAUCUUUGGAGAGUCGAAUCCUUGCUCUUUGAUGAGGGCAGUUUGGGUCUCUUUUCCUGGAAGGUUCCUGCUAGUAGUCAAAACCACUCGGACCAAGAAUGCACCCCCAUUGUCGCCUCCGAAGAACAAGACUUUUACGAAGGCCAAAUCUUGGUGUGCGCCCGAUGGUCCGCCGUGGCCGCUCUGGCGCUGGGCGGCAUUAUGAUUUUUUUGAUCUUCUUCCAGCAAUACCUCAUUCCAUUCCCCUGCACUCCCUUGCUACGAGACAUUUGUGCCAUUGGGGCUCAAAUAUGCUUGGGAUUGGUCUACGUGACCUACUUUUCCAAAUUGUGCACCGACUUUGAAUGUCAUUACGCCGAAGGUACCUUACUCCUCAUUGUGACCCAAUCUUUGUGGGCCGUCGGGGGUGUCUUGAGUUUGUGCAUGCGUCCCGGACGAUACGCACGAGCUCAAGCGGAAAAGGCGGAAAGCAACAAACCGACCACUGGUUCUGCCAAUGCUGGCAAUGCCAAUGGGAACGGCAAUGCUAAUGGAGAUGCAAACCAUGAGGAUGCCGCCGCCUUGGAAGGAGAAGCCCGGGACACCUUUGAGAGUGGUGGUGCGAAUCAAUUGGAAGCUGGAUUGGCCAAGUACGAAAAGGAUGAUGACGAAGAUGGUGGCAUGUCGGAAACGUCUUCCAUGGCCGUUGGCAUGUCCAUGAACCCCGACGAUGACAAGCCGGAUGGAAGGUUGGAACAAUCCACGGGAUUGGCCAAACAAGAGAAGGAAUCGGCCUUGUCGUCGUAA